This is a messenger RNA of Scophthalmus maximus (turbot), 2494 nucleotides long. RefSeq names its product TAF5-like RNA polymerase II, p300/CBP-associated factor (PCAF)-associated factor (gene taf5l). The coding region runs from base 471 to 2273 and encodes 600 amino acids. Lineage: Eukaryota; Metazoa; Chordata; Actinopteri; Pleuronectiformes; Scophthalmidae. Gene Ontology annotation, cellular component: histone acetyltransferase complex; nuclear protein-containing complex. Gene Ontology annotation, biological process: regulation of DNA-templated transcription. Gene Ontology annotation, molecular function: protein binding; transcription coactivator activity. The transcript has 5 exons. The record is from RefSeq and is a predicted model, not a curated record.
GAAGUCCUGUAGCCGCUAAGCUAGCUAGGCUAAUUACCGGCUAACGUAGCGCUAAGCUAGCUAGGCUAAAUACCGGCUAACUUACCGCUAAGCUAGCUAGCUAGAUGCUAAGCGCUAACGAACCUAGCUAGCCGCUAAGCGCUAAGUUAGCCGGUUAGCUCAGGAGGAUGCUAACGAGCAACUGACGUACUACACCUGGCGGCUGCAUGCGGGUUCCGUCUCCAGCUGUUUCCGGCUGACGGCUGAUCCACCGUCCACACAGAGCGUCAACGUAUGCGCCCACUGUGUGUUUCUUUUGUUCCGGUUAAACAAGUUAGCUCUGUGCCUUGCUAGGUGUUCGGCCUCGGGGGAGCAGUAACAGUUUGUCGGGGAUUGGAGUUGAAGCACUUUCUAGAGAAAUGCACCGACUUUUGCAAAACUCCCGUCCACUUGUUAACUGACGAUUCUUUUAUUAGUUCGUGCUUCAGGCCAUGAAGCGGGUUCGCACCGAGCAGAUCCAGUACGCCGUCGCUCAGUACCUGAAGCGGAGGCAAUAUGUGGACACCGACGGCUCCCUGAAAGGGGCCAAACUCUCCCAGUCGCCCGAGGAGAUGGCUGCCAGCCUCACAGUGCAGGCGGAGUCGGGCUGUGUCAACGUCGUCUCUGCGGCUCCCUGUCAGUCCGACACUCAACAGUACGAGACUCAGUUUUCCAGGCUGCGUUCCUUUCUCUCAGAAACGGAAAUUCCCUGGGCGAAGGAGGUGAGCUGCCUCCUCUACCCGCUCUUCGUCUACCUCCACCUGGACAUGGUGCGCAGUGGCCUGAAGGGGGCGGUAGACGGUUUCUACAGCCGCUUCCACGGCGCCUUUCUUCAGGACGGGGAGCAGCGUGCCACCGUAGAGCAGCUCCGCCACGUUCUCACCGCUCAGGACGUCGUGGCCAACCCCAAGCUGAGCGCCUUCCUGGAGCACAAGUACGUGGUUCACCUGACGGAGCCGGCUUACGCCUACCUGCUGCGCUACCUGCAGAGCGAGGACAACGGGGCCCUCUGCAGGGCCCUCGGGACACACCUGCAGGUGGAAGUCGCCGCCUCCAGGCGAACAGACUACCAGCUGUACGGUGCGGCCAGCGGGGCAACCGCCGCCCCAAACUCUGCCUCCUCCUGGGCAGGAGUUGACGGGGUGGAGGGCGGGGACGGUGUCGAGGUCCCCGGCGGGAUCCCGCAGAACGAGGCGGCUCUGGAGGCCCUGCAGGACUGCAUCAAGAAGGUCCGUGAGGGCCCACCUUCACUCACCACGGUGUGCUUCUACGCCUUCCACCACACGGAGCAGAUGCUGAACACCGCCGAGGUGUCGGCCGACAGCCGGCUUCUGGCCGCCGGCUUCGACAGCUCCACGGUGAAGCUGUGGAGCCUCCGAGCCCGGAAGCUGAAGGCUGGACCGCACCAGGCCGACGUGUCGCGCAUCCACCUGGCCUGCGACGUCCUGGAGGAGGAGGUGGAGGAAGAGGAUGUCUCCGGCAGCGAGACGAAGACGCUGCGAGGUCACAGCGGUCCCGUGUUCCGCACCUGCUUCCUGACGGACAGCUCCGGCCUGCUGUCCUGCUCCGAGGACACGACCGUCCGCUACUGGGACCUGGGCAGCUUCACCAACACGGCACUCUACCGCGGCCACGCCUACCCAGUGUGGGACGUGGACGUCAGCCCCUGCAGCCUCUACUUCGCCAGCGGCUCGCACGACCGCACCGCCCGCCUCUGGACGUUCUCCCGCACCUACUCGCUGCGGCUCUACGCCGGCCACCUCGCCGACGUCGACUGCGUCAAGUUCCACCCCAACUCCAACUACCUAGCCACCGGCUCCACGGACAAGACAGUCCGGCUGUGGAGCACCCAGCAGGGGGCGUCCGUCCGCCUCUUCACCGGCCACCGCGGCUCGGUGCUGUCGCUCGCCUUCUCGCCGAACGGGAAGUACCUGGCGUCCGCUGGCGAGGACCAGCGGGUGAAGCUGUGGGACUUGGCGUCGGGGGCGUUGUUCAAAGACUUGCGCGGACACACGGACAGCGUCACCAGCCUGUCCUUUAGCCCCGACAGCAGCCUGGUGGCGUCGUCCGCCAUGGACAACUCGGUGCGCGUGUGGGACAUCCGCAACUCACACGGCGGGACGCCGGCGGACGGCUCGUCCGGCGAACUGGUGGGACUGUAUACCGGGAACACUAGCAACGUCCUGAAGGUCCAGUUCAUGGCCUGCAACUUGCUGCUGGUGACAGGAAGUGCUCAGGAGAAGGCGGAGCAGUGACGAACGUCUGUUUUUUUGUUUGUCUCUAAUAUGACAGGUCAGGAGUCACAUUUUUUUAUUUUUGCUCAUUAGUUUGCAGCAAAAAGAAGAAAAGUAAAAUAAGUUUUGUAAACCUCCGUCUUCACGAACUGGUUCAGAUUUUCAUUUGGAGGUAAAUUAUGUUUUCACGUUGAGAAAAGAUUCAACUUCACUCGACAUCAGUAUUAAAGAGUUCCUCAGUU